Messenger RNA from Liolophura sinensis, 2946 nucleotides. RefSeq names its product RUS family member 1-like. The transcript is spliced from 14 exons. The record is from RefSeq and is a predicted model, not a curated record. Lineage: Eukaryota; Metazoa; Mollusca; Polyplacophora; Chitonida; Chitonidae. The coding region runs from base 81 to 1412 and encodes 443 amino acids.
AAAUGCAGAACAACUUUCGUGACAGUACAAUAUUUCUUUGAAAAGUGAUGAGUCUGUUUUGCUGAGAGCAUAGAAUUAAGAUGGCUGAUGUUGUCAUUGGAGAAGAGUGCUAUGGUAGUCAUUCAUCGAAUCUGAGGAAGCGUUACGUCAGAUCGGACGACACAGGCCGGGUGAUAGUGUUGGAUGAAACUGAGAGAUAUACAUCAAUCGCUCAAUUUUUCAGGUCUGUGUUCUUACCGCAAGGCUAUCCAGAAAGUGUCAGUGAUGAUUACCUGAUCUAUCAACUUUGGGAUACCAUACAGGCUUUUGCGAGCAGUAUUACAGGCACCUUGGCCAGCCAAGCCCUACUUAAGGGUAUAGGUGUGGGAGAUGAGAAUGCUACAGUGCUAGCUGCAACCAUGACAUGGCUGCUUAAAGAUGGAACAAGCAUGGUGGGGCGAGUUGUGUUUGCCUGGCUACAGGGUACGAAGCUUGACUCUGAUGCAAAACGAUGGAGAUUAUUUGCUGACAUCACAAAUGAUGUUGCCAUAUUUCUGGAGAUCUUGGCUCCUUAUUUAGGCGUGUAUUUUACAGCAGUAGUCUGUGUAGCUGGGGUGGCAAAGUCCAUAGUGGGUGUGUCUGGGGGUGCAACCAGAGCUUCAUUGACAUUACAUCAAGCUCGGCGGAACAACAUGGCUGAUGUGGCAGCUAAAGACGGCAGUCAGGAGACCAUUGUGAAUCUGGCAGCUCUGCUGGUUAGCCUACUGGUGGUCCCCGUCAUCACUGGCAAACCUAUGUUGAUCUGGGCUUUAUUUAUUAUAUUCACCAUUGUCCAUCUGUAUGCCAAUUACUCAGCCGUCACAUCUGUUGUCAUGGAAACCUUCAAUCAGGCCCGCUAUCAUAUUAUAGUCAAAGAGUACAUGGUAUCUCGGGAGAUUUUAUCUCUACGAGAGGCAAACUAUAGAGAACCAGUGUUACGAGGUACAAGGUGGAAGCUGCCAAUCAAAUUGGGAACUUCCUUUGAAAACAUCUUAAACAGUAUGGCAGAUGUCAGUUUGUUGAGGUACACCUACAGUGAGGAGAAGUAUCUGUUGUCUGUGGACUUUAGGAAAGGUUGUAUAUACGUGGUGCUGGACAAGACCUCCGGAGUGUUGGAUCAGCUCAAAGCUUGUUACCAGGCAGAACUCAUUAACUAUGCCUGUGAUCACUAUGUGGAAUCCGAUGACAGAUUGAGGAAUCUGAUCACAGCUGUUAGAGACAAGAACACAGAGGAAGUUAUCUCCCUUUCUUACCAGUGUAUGGCCAUGCUGUUCCCCCAGUGCCUGGAGGGCAUGUUACAGGAGGGAUGGGUGGUGGAGCCGUCUCUGUUAGGCCCAGAUGAGUGGAGGGCCAUGUGGGAUUUUGGGGGACUCACACAGAAAAAAGGCUACUGAGAUUUGUAGUUGUCAUGAUAAGAGGACUUGAUCAGAAAAGAACAGCUGAUAGUGGUGUAUGACAGAUAAAGGCAAAUACAGAUUUGGUGAGGAAUCUCGGCAGAGCGUACUUCAAGAGAGAUACCCAACAACUUUAGGGUAUAAAGGACUCUACCAUGACUAAUUCUGGGACCUGAUUUAGAAACAGAUACCAUAUAUGACCUAAAAUUUUGCCCCAAAAAAUGAAUAUUUAGAGGCAAAUAAAUGUCACAAAAUAUUAUUUUUGGUGCUGAAACGUACAGUAAUUACAGAAUUAGGAAAAAUGGGCAAGUGAGUCAUGGUGGAAGUUUAUGAUCAUGUAGAGUAGUUGUUGUUAUCUUGGUUAAAGGGCAUCCAUUCGGAAAAAAUUUAAUAAAAUAUUUAUUCAGGUUCAGGGGCCUUUUAAUCAAAAGAACAGGUGCUACUUUGGAAAGUGCUUUGACAUUUGUGGCAUUUUGACUACAUGUACUUGAAGCACUUGAAUUGGUACUGUAGGCAAUACGUUGUCCUUGCACAUGUACUUAUGUGGUAGGAUCUGAUAGGGAGAGUCCUUUGUGUCAUAGGAUGUGAAAAAGGAACCUGUAGCUGGUGUAUUGUUUUUUUGAAAAGCAGUUCUUUAUUGUUAUUUCAGCUACAAUAAUUAAAAGUGCAGAUUACUUCAGCUUGAAAGAUCGCCAUGUUGAACAGGGACCUAUCCGAUUAAAACAGUGGUAAUAAUUUACAAUACUAGACAUAGACAUUUCUGUGAUAUUGUAUUCACAAUUUUGAUUUUGAAAGCCUUUUUCAUUCCAAGUACCUCUUCUUGCCAGUUACCAAACAGCUGUGAAACUCUUUGGUUUUCACACAAGUGAUCCAGUAGCAUGAUGUAGACGUUGGACAGCUGUCCCCAAAGAUCAUCUGGGAAACUGUUGGGUUUUGAUGCUAGUGAUCUAGUAGCUUGAUGUUGAUGUUGGACAGCUAUCCCCGAAAAUUAUCUGUGAAAACAGUGAUUAAUCUUAUUCCGCUGAUUAGUGUCAGGUUUUAUUUUGUAAGAGCUAUUAAAUGAAGAAGUGAUUUUUCCACCAAAGUACUGAUGGAAACAGCCUUUAUGGUUUUGAAAGGUUACAGAUCUCAAGGCAUACUGAGUUGACAUUGCAUGUGUAUGUUUUAAGUCCAUGUAAAGCUAUUCAAGAGGAGGCAUUUUGAUUAUUUUUUUUUAAAGAUAUAUUACUGUCAGAUUCUUGUAGGGGGCAAUAUUUUAAAUUAUGAGAUUUCAAAACAUUAAUCGUUGGACAUCAGACUUGGGUGGCGAUGGAUUACAAUCUCAGUUAUUGAUGUAAAUCCAUUUAGUGGGGAAUUUAAAACAUGCUUUCUCAGAUGCGAUACUUGACACCCAACUUGACCAAGAGUUGGCUAAUGUCUGUAAAUAAUAGCUCAGUAUGUUGACUUACUUUCAGACAGAAAUCUCCACACAAAUGUUUUAGGUAUGGUUCCUGAAACAAAAGAACGUACUUGUGUGACAUCCAAUUCAAUAAAG